Camponotus floridanus (Florida carpenter ant) is the source of this 1525-nucleotide messenger RNA. RefSeq lists its product as uncharacterized. The record is from RefSeq and is a predicted model, not a curated record. The transcript has 2 exons. Lineage: Eukaryota; Metazoa; Arthropoda; Insecta; Hymenoptera; Formicidae. Bases 43 to 1113 code for a protein of 356 amino acids.
GACCCCUCUCAGUCUUCUCUCUGGUGAUACAUAGAGGAUAUCAUGUCGUCAAAAAGUGGACCGUAUACAAGAGGUAUCAAAAAUUGGAUACGGGAUUAUUUUUCGAUAAAAGACGACAGUAUAAGUAUAUUGAUAUGCGAUAUUUGUGGUACAGAAAGAAAGAAUGAUUCCGAUAUCGAAAAUAUAUAUAGACAUUUAUCUACUAUGCAUACGGAUAUUUAUCAAAAAACUGAAAAGAUAAGAACUAAACAAUGGGAAUCGUUCUUUGAAAGGGUGCCAUGCUCAACUGAUAGUACAAAAAGCGUUAUAAAAUGCAAACUAUGUGAUCAAAAUCCAUAUAAUAAAAAGCUUCAAAUAUACAUGAAUUGCGAGAAAUAUAUAGAAAUACAUUUAAAAUACCAACAUAACGUUACGGUAAAUGAAUGGAGAGAUCUUAGAAAAUGGCGAGCGAAUCUAACCGAAACGUAUUAUGACCUGAUUGAGGAAGAUGAAGAUAAAAAGAUAGAAUCAAUCAAAAAAACGAAAAUGUGUAAGAAAUGUGAACAUCAGUUUCCAUGUAGUAAUCUAUGCAUCAUGCUCAAGCAUUUUAUCCAAUAUCAUCCAUCCGACAUUACCUUCGCACGCGCUUCACCUUCGAAACUAUAUUUACCUUUGGAUAUACUACCAAAAGGAUUAAUUAAAUCGAAUGAGAUUGAAGCUAUUGUAAAUUCUGAUGUUGCAAUGUUGAGGAGCAGUCCAUCAAUAUCUGGCCAAUCUGAUGUCCUGAUGUGGCUCAGUCUGAUGAAAGAUCUUGAUUUCAUGUAUACUAAUUAUUGGUCAAUAGAAUAUGUAGAUGCUGCACCGACCAUGAAUCCACAGCUACCAACAUCUGACCUUUCUGAUAGCAGCCUUCGAGAACUUGCCAGUAAACGCCAUCUAAAGCAACAAUCAUCAUCUGACCAUUUUGAUGACCUCCUUCUGAAGCAAGAACAUGCCAGUUACAAGAAAACUGAUAAUUCGCCAACAGAAGAUGUAGAUGCUGCAUCGACCAUGAAUCUACAGCCAUCAACAUCUUCUGGCCGUUUUAAAAGCAGCUCUGGAAAACCUUCCAGGAAACGCCGUAAAAUCAAUUAAAAUGCAAGCAGUGACAAAGAUGAUUAGUGAUAUUGCACGAAGCAACACCAUCGCUUCAACAUCUACACACACAAGUUCCGUCUCUAGAUUUGAUUUCUGAUACUUUAGUAUCAUUAUAUUGUAAUCAAGACACUCGAUAUUCUCCUGUUUAUAUUAUUGAAAGUAUUGAAAAACAAUGAAAAGAAUUUUUAACAUAAUUCAAACCAUUGACAUCUGAAUAGAUAGACGGAACAUUAGCUAUCGAUUAAGACAAGAAGGGCUUUAAUCGCUGAUAAUCGCAGUAAUGGGGAACUCUAUGAACUUCAGUUGAAUUAGGUUACUCCCGAUAAUGAACGGUUAAUAAUUCGAUUCCAACUUCUUUCAUUAACAUCAAAGUUCUGCUCACAUGCAUUGUGCGAAGUUGUGUUGUGAC